Messenger RNA from Prosopis cineraria, 1384 nucleotides. RefSeq names its product transcription factor MYB58-like. Bases 138 to 989 code for a protein of 283 amino acids. The record is from RefSeq and is a predicted model, not a curated record. NCBI's taxonomy places the organism in Eukaryota, Viridiplantae, Streptophyta, Magnoliopsida, Fabales, Fabaceae. The transcript has 3 exons.
UGCUCUCUUCCCUCUUCUCUUCUCACUUGAGAGAUUUUCCUUCAGAGAGAAGAAUACGCAGAUACAAUACAUACAUAUGAAGCAGCCUGCUAGUUAGUUUAUCAGAGAAAAUCCAGAAAUCAAGGCUGAGGAGAACAAUGGGGAAAGGAAGAGCACCUUGCUGUGAUAAAACUAAAGUCAAGAGAGGCCCAUGGAGUCCUGAAGAAGACCUUAAGCUCAUUACCUUCAUUCACAAACAUGGCCAUGACAACUGGAGAGCUCUUCCUAAGCUCGCAGGAUUGGUGAGAUGUGGAAAAAGCUGUCGCUUGAGAUGGAUCAACUACUUGAGGCCUGAUGUGAAGCGUGGCAAUUUUUCUAAGGAAGAAGAGGACACCAUUAUAAACCUUCACCUUGCCUUAGGAAACAAGUGGUCAAAGAUUGCAUCUUAUUUGCCUGGAAGAACAGACAAUGAGAUCAAGAAUGUUUGGAACACACACCUCAAGAAAAGAUUGAAACCCAAGACAUCACAGUCUAACGUUGCUGAUGUCUCAUCAUCCUCUGAAUCAUCUUCUUCCUCUGAAAAAAUGGAGCAAGACUCAGAGAAACAAGCUGCUUCCAAGGAACCCAUCAAUGGCGUCACAGAGGACCCAAAAGAGUCACCAGCCUCGUUCUCUUCUUCUGAUCACUCAUCAAAACCAGAAGAGGAAGGACAGAUUUUGGAGUCUUUGCUUAAAGACGAUGAUCCUCUGCUUCAAAUCCCGAUGGAAACGUUGGACCUUGACAUCUGGAACAUUCUGGAGAGUCCAGAAUCCUUCCAAUCAAGUGAUUUCCAGGUCCCUAGUUCUUCUGAAGAUGCAGACAACAACAAAUGGUUUCGUGAUUUAGAGAAUGAACUUGGACUCGGAACGACAGCAGAGGGAUUCAACCUAGCAAGGAAUAAUGUUGAUGAUGUAGACAUGGCUUUUCUGGAAUCACCAUGGUCCUCUUGGCAAGAAAUUUACAAUCUUUAACUGAUCAAAAGUAAAUUAAUACAAAGUCCUGAGUAGUUUUUAUUUUUUAGUGUCAAAAGUCCAAGUGAUUACAAGUCCAAACAAUCACUUCGUGAUUUUUACUAGGCAGGAACAGGAACAGGAGGAUUCACUGAAAUAUUGAUGUGAAAUUAAGAAAAGAUACAGAGAGAAAAGCAAGUCUUGCUUCUGUGAAACCCAAAACAUGUACAGAGGUGAGACUGAUCAUCUCUUGAUUUUUUUUUUCUUUGAAAAGUAUUUUAGAAAAUCCGAGUGGAUUAUAUUAGUUGGUAUUUUCUCAUUCCUCAGAGAGUCAUACAAAAAGAAAGCAAGGUGAUUAGAUGUAUUAUUGUUAGAACAUUGAAGUAUACAUAGAUGAUGAUACAGGUUUAUUUGAA